GCCAAAACUUUAGAGAAAUACGGCUAGCUAAGAUAUGUAACUACCAGUUUUGCAAGUAUUCAUUAUUUUGCUUUAAUUACUAAUGUUUAUUAUUUAGUAUUAUUGCACUUUCAAGACUCUUAAUUAACAUUUGAUUAUGUGCGCAAGGAAGACACAAAACGGCGUCAUCCAAUGUUUAAGAUACGUUGCAACUAAUCAAUAAUAAUACAGGUACCUAUUGUAGUAAAGCGUAGGAAGUACGGUAAGCCAUAUCUUUGCCGUAGUUAACGUGUAUAGUGUAGCACGUUUAUUACACUUUAUAAAUUAUAAUUCCAUAGAUAAGAUUGUUAAAUUAGUAACAUUUGAAUUUUGAAUAAAAACAUAUCAGCAGACUUGCAAGUUACAGUGUGUCUUAACUUCCACUCAUUGGUGAUAUCAUGUACCAGAUAUCCUGUAUUGCAAGUCAACUAAGAUGAACAUAGCCAUCCCUGCAAGCUCUUACAUUUCUUCCAUGUACAAUGUACCUUACAGGAGAUGGCCGAUCAGCUCUCUGGCAUUGCUGUCAUCAUUUUUAUUGCUUUUGGAGUUUUGACUUUUGUUCUGCUUUUCAUUUUUGCAAAAAGACAAAUUGUUCGUUUUUCCUUGAAAUCUAGAAGAGGGCCUCACGUUCCAGUUGGAAAUGAUGCACCUAAGCACCUAAGACUUGAAAUUGAGCGAAGACUUGACUGUAUCAAGAAUAUAUAUACAUGCUACAACCCCACACUUCUGAAGUUGGAUGAAGAAACAUUUCCUGAUCCAAACUGUAUGGAGUCAAUAACUCCAGCUCACCUAUAUAGAAUGUAUGCAUUAGAGAGUUUUGCUGAUUUAGAGGCUGACCUUUACCAUGCUGAUCCAUCCAAGUUUUAUCCACUAGGACAGGAUGUACGAGUGUUUCUACUUCGAUCAGCAGCAGUAGGACUUUUAAGUAACUGUGAAACAGAAGUUCUUCACCAGAUGGCAGACUUAUACCAGCAUGGAAGACAUGAGCCAUUGGAUUUCAACUUCAACCAGUCAUCAUUCUUCAAUCAACACACCAUUUUUGAGAUGAUCACUUGGAAGUUGUGUAACUUGUUUGGACACCAGUUUCUCUCUGUCUUGAGUUCAGCAUUUUGGAACAGGAAAAAAGCAAAGCCUCACGUCUCCAUUAGAUAAAUUCUGUGUUCACAACUUGUAAGAAGUUAACUUUGGUUCAUUAUAAGAUGCAUGGAAUUUGGUCCUUUUUUUUUUGGGUGGGGGUCAUGAUACAUUAUUAUAACCAUAUAAAAAUGCAACCAAAAUUCAAUUUUAAUAUAAAUAAUUAAUACUUAAGUGCAAUAUGUUAGUGUGUAAUAUUUAAAAUUGUAAGAUAACACAAAGAUCAAAUUGCAUGUAUAAAAUUUUGUAAUAAAUAAUACAGAUGCUGAUAUGGGUAUUAAAACUUUUAUUUAAAAACACAAUACAAGUAACAACGUUCUGACCUGCUUAAGUCAUAAAAGUGACUGUUAUUGAUCACAUUUUAUGGGGAUGACAGUAAUGAUAAGUAUGAGGUUGUAGAGGCAUUGUAUAUAUUUAAUUGUAUUAUUAUAUUGGUAGUCAACAAUGUAACAUCAUCCUUGAACACAUUUAAUGAAAUAACUAAUAUAGCUAUAAAAGUGUUUCAUGGUGCUGCUUUAAUAUUGGUUUAAGUUCAUGUAUUAUUAGUGCUUCUUUAAUUUUUUGUUUAUUUACGUUUGUUCUCUGUUUAAUAUGUUAGCAUUUUAUAUGUUUAUAUUGUGUGUAUUUGAGUUGCAGUGUUCAAAAUCAUGGGUAUCUUUUUGUGUUCAUUGAACUCAGUUUUCAUAUUUUGUCUUGUUUCUCCAAUACAGAAUUCAUGACAGUUGUUGAAUUGUGUUUUAUAAAUAAUGUCAGUAUUUUGUUUGUCAGAGUAGUUUUUUACAAAGUAUAGAUUUUAUUUUGGUAUGGAUGAAUUUAGUGUUUACUGUAAUGUUAUGUUUGGUUAUAAGUUUUUUCCAAAUGUUAAAAAUUAUUUUGCCACAGAUAUCUGGGAUGUAAUGUGUAGUGUUUUUUAUUGGUUGUUUUAUUGAAUUUCGGAUUGUUGAUCCUACCACUAGUAACAGCAUGCUGCUCGGAUAGCAUAAGAGACUGAUCAAACAGUACACCAAGAUCCUUUUCUUCUGUAACUCUGUAAAGGUUAUUCCCAUUAAAUUUUGAUAAUUCAUAUGCAUUAUCUUGCAUUUAUUAUAAUCAAAACCCAUCUGCUAUUUAUUUAUUUACUCAAGUCACAAAAUAUCUAAAUCCUUUU
Messenger RNA from Limulus polyphemus (Atlantic horseshoe crab), 2299 nucleotides. RefSeq lists its product as uncharacterized. The transcript is spliced from 8 exons. Bases 514 to 1170 code for a protein of 218 amino acids. Lineage: Eukaryota; Metazoa; Arthropoda; Merostomata; Xiphosura; Limulidae. The record is from RefSeq and is a predicted model, not a curated record.